Molecule: messenger RNA, 526 nt
Organism: Effrenium voratum
Lineage: Eukaryota; Dinophyceae; Suessiales; Symbiodiniaceae
Source: the annotation of a GenBank genome assembly
GCCGCGGACGACUACGGCCACACCGGGCUCCACCACGCGGCCAUGCAGGGCCACCCGGGCGCUUGCCAGGCCUUGUUGGAACACCCUCGCUUCAUUGGCGAGGGCGCGAAGGACAAGGAGGGAUGGACUGCUUUGCACUGGGCCGCCUCUGGGGGCUAUGCCACGGUGUGCCGCAUCCUUUUAGCCAGCGCCAGCUUUGCGGAGGUGGCUGCUAGAACCGGUCGAGGCUGGACUGCUCUGCAUCUUGCUGCAGCACAUGGAUUCGAGGAGGUGUGUCACGUGCUGCUGACUCAUCCUCGCUUCAAGACAGUGACGGCUCAGGACUGUGUGGGCCGCAAUGCUUUGCAUGCUGCUGCAGAGGCAGGUCAUCGUGACGUGUGCAAAUUGCUGAUGGGCCACGAGAGCUGCCGGGUGCUCGCCAGUUGCAAGGACUACGGCGGCAGCACUGCCAGCGACCUCGCCGUGGGCGGCGCGUUGGAGGUGGCGUUACAUCCACAUUGAGGAUGUCGAGCAGAUAUCGAUUGAA